Molecule: messenger RNA, 1721 nt
Organism: Punica granatum (pomegranate)
Lineage: Eukaryota; Viridiplantae; Streptophyta; Magnoliopsida; Myrtales; Lythraceae
Source: RefSeq, a predicted model, not a curated record
AUAAGAGAGGUUUCCACAAUAUUAGGAUCGCCGACCGUUACAUCCAAACACCCCUCCCUAUUCCCGCUCUGUCUGAGCAUAUAAAUAUGUCGGACCCCCCAAUUUCCAAAACCGGUGAAUGAAGUGCGCGCGCCACAGAGAGAGAGAGAGAGAGAGAUCCGACGAUCAUAUCACUGGUGAAGUCUCUGCGCAAGGGCGGUUUUCCGAUUCCGUUGGGGAACCGCUCUUCGGGUUCGCUGCCAUUUCAUCUUCUUCCUCACUCCGACAAUCAAUAAGGCGUGGUUUGAUCUCGUUUUGUCGUUGAAGUUGGAGCCUCGGAGGUGGAAGUCUUGUCCCCCACAUGUCUUUAUGAUUGGCCGCACAUUGUAUGCAUUUUGGGGGAUCCGAAAUUUGGUAUGCUGAGUUGGGCUGCAUUGCGCAAUUCUUGGCCGAUUCUCCGUUUCGUGCUGUUGGGCCUGCUGGUGUAGAAGAACGCAAGUAGAAGCGAUGGCUCGGAUCAGCCAGUUGUCAUCUCUUCGUCCCCGCGACUGGGUUAAGGGAAAGGCUAUCGGGUCGGGGUCUUUUGGCACUGUCCACUUGGCCAUGACCAAGGCCACGGGGGGGCUUUUUGUGGUGAAAGCUGCACAGACCGAGGAAGCACUUGUCUCCCUGAAGAAUGAGGCUGACAUUCUCGAGAGCCUGAAUUCGCGACAUGUUGUUCGGUGUCUGGGGAGAGAUGUGGUAAGGGACAGUAAUAGCAAGGAGAGAACUGUGAUUUUCAUGGAGUAUGUGGCUGGGGGUAGCCUCUGGGAAGUUGUGGAGAAGUUUGGGGGGUCUCUGGACGAAGAGGUUGUCCGGGUGUACACUAGGGAGAUUCUCCAUGGGCUUGAUUAUCUCCACAGGAAUGGGAUCGUGCACUGUGAUCUCAAGUGCAAAAAUGUGCUGUUGGACUCUGAUGGAAAUGUUAAAUUGUGUGAUUUGGGAUGUGCGAAAAGGUUGGAGGGGCCAAUAAUCAGCCACGUUUUGACUCAUUCUUCGAGAUCCGUUGGCGGGACUCCUUUGUGGAUGGCUCCGGAAGUAUUGAGAAAUGAAGGGCUGGAGGCUAAGUCAGAUAUAUGGUCAUUGGGAUGCACAUUGAUUGAGAUGGCCACUGGCAGACCACCAUGGGCCAGUGAUAUUUCGACUCCAGAGGCUGCCCUGAUGAAGAUUGCAAACAGCAAUGAGAUGCCACAGUUUCCAAAACAAUUCUCUGAAGAGGGUCUCGAUUUCUUAAGGAAAUGCUUCCAACGGGACCCCAAAAGGAGGUGGACAGCUACGGAACUGCUUGAUCAUCCGUUUAUUUCCCUAAACUCGAUGAGGAAGGAAGUUGCAGAUUCACCAGCAAGUGUCCUGAUGUUUGGUUUCCAUGAUGAGGACUCCAACUCUGAUUCGGAUGAAGUGGGAUUCAGCUAUGCUAAUGAGCUCUUCAAAAAGAAUCAAUUCUAUGGAAAGUGCCACUUGGAAGAACGGACGGUGAAUAAUCAGCCCGAAAAUAGUGAGUUCCGAUCAUCGGGGAAUUGGAUCACGGUUAGAUGAGACUGAAAAGGUGUACAUAUAGGCAGAGAGAGCUUCCAUUGUGCGGUUUACAGCAUAGAGGAACAGAGAAUUAGGUUGUCGAUUUGAACUUAAUUGUUAUAUGUAUGAAAUGUCAAUAUUUUAUGUUAUCAAAUUACUCUUUGCUGAAUAAUCAUACUUUUCUGCUA